This is a messenger RNA of Salvelinus sp. IW2-2015, 2124 nucleotides long. The record is from RefSeq and is a predicted model, not a curated record. Lineage: Eukaryota; Metazoa; Chordata; Actinopteri; Salmoniformes; Salmonidae.
AGUACAACCAUAACCUCGCUAACACGCUAAACUACCAGUACAACCAUAACCUCGCUAACACGCUAAACUACCAGUACAACCAUAACCUCACUAUCACGCUCCUAGGACUCUAGAGUACCUAGAGUCCUAGGAGGUACUUAUGACUUGCCAUGUUUUGUGUCUGUCCAUCCUCUCAGGUUUURCUAUGGAGAAACAAGCCUCUGGUUGCUGUGGGCAAUACAUGUGAGAUGAUACAGGUUGUGUGUUUGUGUGUGUGUGGUCCAUUUUCACCACAUAUUAGUGUGUGUUUGUUGUGUGUGUGAGACAGAGACAUGUAUAUCUAUGCUUGUCCUUAUCAUUCCAUACAUCUCCCUCUUUUCCAUUGUCCUCUUAGUUCAGCUGUUUUGCUGCAGUCCCCAGUGUCCCAAGCCUUCCUGUGGAGUAGCCCACUCUGCAGGGGCCUGGGCCCCUCCCAAGGGCCAGGGCUGGCCCACUGGUCUCACUGUUUGUUACAGAGGGCUAUGAGCAGAGGCAGACUGGUCCUUGUACCAUCACUGCUGACAACCGUGUGUAUGUGGAGCUUUCCGCCAAGAGAGCCCACGGUGGGGGUGUGGAGGUGCGGUCCUGCAUGGUGUCACCCCUAUCAGACCCCCGUGCGUCCCCUGGCUGGUCAGUCAUUAGAGACAGCUGCUCCACUGACUCCUCACUGACACUCAGCAACAUGACACAUGGCCAAGAGGAUGAGGAGGAAGAUGAGGAAUAUUAUGAAGAGGAAGAGGAGGUACCUAGAGUCCUAUCAUUCAGGCAUCCAGGAAGGGCUUGGAGGAACAAAGCAGGAUUGAGAAAAAGCGAACACGGUGGGAAGAGGGGACGAGGAGGACGAGCCAAAAGGAAGGAGAGCGAUGGAGGAAUGGGAGGAGAGGAGGACCAGAUACACAGGCUAAGGUUCAGUUUUGUCCUUCGGCCCAUCUACAACAACUCUGUCCAGUUCCUGCAGGAGCACUGUCGCAUCCGUCUGUGUGGCCCUGAGUCAGUGACCCAGSGGCCUCCAACGGCCAUAAUGCAGAGUGGCUGUCCGAAUCCCUGGGGCCAACAGUAUGAGUACAGAAAAUUCUCCAGACCUAUGCUGGUCUAUCAGCCCGUUGGUGUGGCCAGACAGCUGGCGCCACCUGCUGGUCAGAGAGGUGAAAUGCCCAGUGUGUCUCAGCUACCCAAGCCUAUCCCAGCGCACAGCAGCUCUGGGGUAGACACAGACUCAGUGUUGGGGAUUGUGUUUGUUGCUUUCCUUCUGGGCAUCAGCCUGAUGGGGGCGCUGUGGUGCAUCUACUCUCACACAGGGGCUCCUCCACCAACCAGAAGAGGGGGCCUGAUCGAGUAUACUAACUCUGCCUUAUUAGACUCUUCCAACAGCUCUGUGUAGAGGUGAGAUGUGGAACGUGAGCAACACACACAGCAGCUGGGGGACCACAAAGUAAAGAGAAUGUMAAAUUUAGACUAGUAUUCUAUAGACUUAUCAUGGUGGCACUAGCACCCUUUGUGAAUUAGUCAAGCACCUGCAGAUUGCAAUAGUGAUAUCUUGUAUCAUGUGUAAGAAAUACAAUAUUAUCAUUCUCUAUCUCAUUUUCAGUGUUUCCUCUGGUAAAUCUGAGACCGAGGGUAAAGUGGGACAGAAGAUAAAACACCUGGUGUGUGUAUGUGAGUGUGUCAGACCUGGGUUGAAAUACAUGCGUGUUUAAGUAUUUGUUAUUUAAAUACUUAUUUUCUGUGUAUUUUUGUAUUUUCAAAUAAUGUGGCCAAUCAGCUAUUUUUCCUUGAAGUAUUUAAAAAAUAACUUCCUAUGAAUAGCAGAAAAUAUUUUCAAAUAUAUUAUUUCAAAAACCCUAGAACCAAACAGACCUGGGUUCAAAUGCAUGCAGUAUUUUAAUAUUUGUAUUUGAAAAUAGUUGAGCAUUUCCAAAUUCAUUCCAAUAUUUAAGUACUGAAAAAUAUCCAGAUACUUACUUCGAAAUGUCUUUGAAAGUAAUUGAAAUACCCUAAAUAGUUUUUGAACCCAUGUCUGGUAUGUGUAAAUACAUAUACACUGAGUAUACAAAACAUUGAGAACACCUGCUCUUUCCAUGACAGACUAACCAGGUGAAUCCAGGU